GUGCCUGCCUCUCUUGGGGCGAGGGUCGUGAGACCCUAUUUGCACCUCUUUUGGUGUGUAAUCAAUUAAGGAGGAUUUCUCACCUUUUGGAUGCUGGGAGAGACAAUGCCUUUGGUCACCGGACUGGUUCCCUCACGAUUCCUGACCCUCACGGCCCAUUUGGUCAUCGUCAUCACCAUCUUCUGGUCCAGGGAAAACAAUGUCCGUGCUUCCCUGCCUCUCCAAUGCACCCAGGAGGAGUUUGAGAACCAAGACACAGAGAUGGUGGUUGCCCUGUCGGUGACGCUCGGGCUUUUCGCAGUGGAGUUGGCUGGCUUUCUCUGUGGAGUGUCCAUGUUCAACAAUGUGCAGAGCCUCCUCUCUUUGGCUGCCCACUGCAGUGCCUCCAUCUGCCUCUCCUUUUUCGUCUUUGAGCGCUGGGAGACGGUCACUUAUUGGUACAUCAUGGGCUUCUGCAGCGCCUUGCCUGCCGCUGUGGAGAUACUGCUUUUCAUCUCAGUCUUGGGCUUGAAGAAGAAGCCCCUGUGAAGCCCCUGCCACAGAAAACCAACUGAGGAGAGCCAAGCUGCGUUGGCACAGGAAACAGAAACUGAGCAGAGAGCCACCUGUUCCAGGGCUCUGACCCUCCCUGGUGUCACAUUGCCAGCGGCCACCCACAGCUCCAGCAACACAGAUAUGUCUUCUGCGCUGUGUGCUGCCUCCCCCCAGCGGUAAUCGUGGUAACAGCGCCCUGUCGCUGCACAAAGCCACGUGUUUGUUCACACGUGCUUUUUCCAGCCUCUUGUCGUGCAUCUGCAGUGCCAAAAUGCCUCCUUCAGAAGAAUUGGCCGAGCCCGAGGCUGUAGCCCAAUGGGCCGCCCUGCAAAAGGGACUAGAGGGCAUAACGGGUGUGUGGGUGUGCAAAAUUUAUUCGGGACAUUUGAUUGUAGUUAGAUAAUGCUGUAUGAGAUUUAUUACACUUUUUUCUACCUGAAUAAAAUAGCACCCUUCUCAUAAAUUC
Molecule: messenger RNA, 1000 nt
Organism: Lacerta agilis (Sand lizard)
Lineage: Eukaryota; Metazoa; Chordata; Lepidosauria; Squamata; Lacertidae
Gene: TMEM107
Product: transmembrane protein 107
Exons: 6
Coding region: 91-528 (145 amino acids)
Biological process (GO): protein localization to ciliary transition zone; non-motile cilium assembly
Cellular component (GO): MKS complex
Source: RefSeq, a predicted model, not a curated record